Messenger RNA from Erigeron canadensis, 801 nucleotides. Its product is annotated as probable glutathione S-transferase. Gene Ontology annotation, cellular component: cytoplasm. The coding region runs from base 56 to 724 and encodes 222 amino acids. The record is from RefSeq and is a predicted model, not a curated record. Gene Ontology annotation, molecular function: glutathione transferase activity. The transcript has 2 exons. Gene Ontology annotation, biological process: glutathione metabolic process. Lineage: Eukaryota; Viridiplantae; Streptophyta; Magnoliopsida; Asterales; Asteraceae.
CCUCUGACACUCUAUAUACAUACACAAACACAUCACCAAAAUACCAAAAGAGAGAAUGACAGGACAAGAGGUGAUCCUACUAGACUUCUGGCCAAGCCUGUAUGGUCAGAGGGCCAGGAUAGCUCUAGCUGAAAAGGGUGUUCCUUAUGAAUACAGAGACGAGAAUUUACGGAACAAAAGUCAGCUUCUUUUGGACAUGAAUCCUGUUAACAAGAAAAUCCCAGUUUUGAUCCACAAAGGCAAGCCCAUUUGUGAGUCUAGAAUCAUUGUUGAAUAUAUUGAUGAAGUUUGGAAUGAUAAAGCUCCUCUGCUUCCUUCUGAUCCUUAUGCUAGAGCUACUGCAAGAUUUUGGGUUGACUUUAUUGACAACAAGCUAUACCCAACUGGGAGGAAAGUCUACACCACAAAAGGGGAAGAACAGGAGGCAUCCAGGAAAGAGUUCAUAGAUUUCCUGAAGCUGCUCGAGGGAGAGCUUGGAGACAAACCUUACUUUGGAGGUGACAGUUUCGGCUACGUUGAUGUAUCUUUCAUCCCAUUUUAUUCAUGGUCUCAAGCCUAUGAAACCUAUGGGAACUUCAGCUUUGAACAAGAGUGCCCAAAGUUGUUUGCUUGGGCUAAAAGAUGCAUCCAGAAUAAAGAGAGUGUGUCUAAGACUCUUCCCGAGUUGCCAAAGGUCGUUGACUUUGUUAAGUACUUGAGACAGAGAUUUGGAUUUGAUGAUUAAAACUUAAAGCAUACAAUAAACACUUAAAUGUGUCUUUCUGAGUUGCCUUUAAAUAAAGAUUGUCGUACUUAGAAUCA